UUUACCUGGAUGGAAAUCAAGAUAAUACAAGAUUGAUUUCUGCGUGCUUAGUCAUUACUUCCACACUACUGUUCUCUCAGUGUCUAAUAACCCACAGUGAGAGCCAACAUCUCUUUCAGGGAAGCUGUAGACCACAGAGAAGAUGGAAAAAGUUCUCAGCUUGACCAUAACAACUGUCCACUUCACCACAAGUCCUCAGGCAGUUCUUGAACUGCUCAAACACAACUGGCAGGAAUAAAGACAUUUUAGGUUGUGAGCCUACCUAUAGCCUGCGGCACAACCCACCCGUGCUUCUACAACAGCGGAUUAUUGAGCAUCACUGUCCUUCUCCUCACACAACUCGGUGUGAUUUUUCACAAUGUCAAGGAGUGAGACUUUGAGCUUGGGUGAGAUGGCACCCGCAUUUCCCUCAGGGAGCAUUGCGCGUCUAAAUAGUUAAUUUGUGCUUCCCAUGAAAACAGGGAAAUACGCCCCAGAAGAUCAUCUUCAGGACCCGUCUUCUGUACCAGAUGAUGACUUUGCUCCUCUCUCUGCUAGGCCAUGGAAGAGCUGGUGGAUGCUGGCCUGGUAAAAGCCAUUGGCAUCUCCAACUUNAACCAUGAGCAGAUUGAAAGAAUCUUGAACAAGCCAGGACUGAAAUACAAGCCUGCAAACAACCAGAUUGAAUGUCAUCCAUACCUGACUCAGGAGAAGCUGAUCGACUACUGUCAAUCAAAAGGAAUUGCUGUGACAGCAUAUUGUCCACUUGGAUCUCCAGACAGACCAUGGGCUAAGCCAGAGGAUCCUUCGCUUCUGGAUGACCCCAAGAUUAAAGAGAUUGCAGCCAAGCACAACAAAACAGCAGCACAGGUGCUCCUUCGCUUCCAGAUCCAGAGAAAUGUGAUUGUGAUCCCCAAGUCUGUCACACCACAGCGCAUUGUGGAGAACUUCAAGGUGUUUGACUUUGAAUUGACUAAAGAAGAGAUGGCAACUCUUCUCAGUUUUAACAGGAACUGGAGGAUCUGUCAAUUGAGCCUGGCCAAAACACACAAGGAGUACCCUUUCCAUGCAAAAUACUGACGCCGUUUGUAACUUGGCCUUUGCUAGACCCCUGGUGUUUCACGUGCCUCUCCUCCACCUUUGAGCUCUGUAUCCAGCUUUCUUACUGCGUCUGCCCUAUUGCUGCCAGUGAAGUCAAAGGACAUUUAUUCCAUUGCUUUUCUCCAAGUUCAUUCUUUGGAAGAUGGAAAGAGUAUUGUUCAACGGAACAAAAUGUGGGAUGUCAUAAUUUUCUGCUCAUCAGAAGAGAGGAGGAUUACUGAAGUAACUGGACAGAACUAAGAGGAAAAUGGGGACAGCUUGAACGUUUGAACCACAAUUCAGCGAGUGCCUUCAGAUUUGCAUCAGCACAAACCAGAGGCUGAGAAACCACAAGAAUAAACAGACAUCCACCAUCACAUGAGAACUGUCCCCUAUUUUAAGUAAAAGUAACUUUGAAAUAGGCUGGUUUAGCAAUAGGGAUCAAUAUAUCUUACUUUAAGGACCACUAUAUUAGUUUAGCAAAAAGGAAUUAACGUGUGCUACUUCUAAAACUUUCCAGUUUAGAUUUGCUUGGUACGUGAAUAGUCUUGUUUUUGAAUGAUCUUUGCUUCUCUGAAGCACUGAAGCAACAACAGACUACUUUUAUCUUUGUAUCCACCAGGCGCAAGGACUUUUUCUGGGUUUUCAUAUAAAUCGUUUUAAGUUAUAGUGCAACAAGAUAGAAAGUUGCUCAUUAUGGUGUAAUAAGCAAUGGAUACAAAAAUACACCCUUUAUUCCAUCAUCUGGGUUCUGAGCUAUUUUUGUGUAAAAGGAUGUGUUACUUUAUGACACCAAAUAAAUGACAUCUACAUCAUGUUGCUACAGCUCACCUCUUGUCAUCUCUACUCCCACAGUACUCUGCACUGUGAAACUCAUCUCUAUGAAUGCACUCUAGCCUGUAUCAAUACGUGGAAAUAAUUAAAAGUGAAAACAACAAACAGGCAACUCCACAAUUUACAUGAAGAAAGAUGGUCCUCUUAAGAUUCUGAAAAAAAUGAGGACCUACUUUGACUUCUCAACUUCUCACCACACACACUCUGUAUGAAUUCAGCAGCAACAUUGGCUCUGUGUCUCACUUCCCGCUCUGUGAAGUGCAGAUAAGAUCACCACUGGGCCAAGGGAAUGACUUCUUCCUCUGUAUAGCUGCUUCAUGUGACUCUCACCAUUCAUCUGCACCAGCAUAGGACUGAUUUAACUAGCUUUGUGUAUGAGGAUGGCUCUAUGCGCAGUUUCAUGCCGCGCCUUGGGGCUCCAGUUUGCUGAGUCUUUGUAGGGCAACUUCUGCCUUUAUUAAUGCCAAGUCAUGGGUCAAAGUGCCACUACCUCAAACAGGCAGUAACCAACAGGGCAAACUCCAGAAGUAUGUCACAAACAACUACAAAGAUACAUGCCAGCAACUGUGCACAGGGGCAAGGCACUGCACAAGCACAAGACAGACCAGGGCACGGCAACACUCAGUCAUUCCUUUGAUAACAAACUGGAUAGGGAGGAAGAAAAUGACAUGGGUUGUGCUGCGGCACGCCCUGUGUUGACUAUCACUAAAGUGACUUUUGAUUUCAGCUUAAACAUUAGCUUGUGAGUUGUAAUUAAUCUGGAACCUUGUAGCUAUUCACGUGAGAACUCAGAACGCAGGCACAGCUCCGCCAUCCCCCCCCGCCCAGGGGCAGCACUGUCACUAUUGAACGAGCUGGGCAGGAAGCGCUGCAGCAGAGCCAGCCUGGCAGCGUGAGGGGCCAUGGCGACCUAUGUGCAGCUGAACACUGGAGCCAAGAUGCCCAUCCUGGGGCUGGGCACAUGGAAGGUAACGGCUUGAGAGAAAAGCAUUCGCUCUGCAGAGCUCCCUGGCACCAAACUCCAUUACUUCUGCUCUGCUCUGCCUGGCUGUGGGGCUGAGCAUGUGUGAGAGCGAGGCUACGGAAAAAUGGCUGGAGGUAGGCUUCAAGACCUGGAGCACUGAUCCUGGUAAAUGAAUAAAUCAGGGACAAUUAAUUUCAGUAAGGUGGUGUUCUCAUUUUUGUUUUUCUAUGAAUUCGGGGUUAGCCUUGACGUACCUGAAUUAGUCUGGCAAUUGGACUCAAUGUUCUUUGUAGGACCCUUCCAACUGGAACUAUUCUAUUUGAUCUGUCAUCACAUGAUCCUUGCCACAGGAAUAUAAUACUUUGAAACCUCUCCCAAAAAAGCCCAGCUCAGAAGAAAAAGAACAAACACUCUGAUGUCUUAUCCUCUUUCUUAUUGGAGAUGCUUUCUUACUGUCCAAACAGCUGAACUUGCCAAGCUUUCACAAACCUGUAGAGCACACCUUGUUGAUGCCACCAGCUCACCUUAGUACCACUCCAGUACAAAAGCUGAUUGAUUCUAGCAGUUCCUACUCCAAGAGUUAAAGUACACUCACCAUUCAUCAAUUUUGAGAGUGGUACUGCUGGUGCUAAUGUAGUGCCAGCACAAUACAACCAUCUUGAGUACCUUGCAAAUACAAAGGAGGGUAGAAGCAAACUGACUUCAGCUGGUCUUUGGUCUCUCUGCAGAAAGCAUCAGAGUCAAGGCAAGAUGUGUCCUUUUGCAUUUUUCACUUGACUUCCCUAACAAUGAACCAACACCCAAGAAACAGAGCACACUGAGCAGAUCUAUGAAGGAAUUCCAAACAGGAUGAAACGUGUGCUGAGUUGUGUAGCUGUUACAUGAAUCCACUGAAAUCACAUCCUACUGAGGAUAGCUGAUGUUCUUGAAACAAAACAGGAGUAAGAUUGAAAACUGAUCGCCUUUUCUACCUCCUUUUACACAAAGCAAAAAGGACCUGGCUGUCUGCUGUGGAAGAGGCACCCAGAGAAAAACACACUGGCACAUUCCUUGAAUAAAUUCUCCAAAUACAAGGAAGCAGUGAAGUCUCGAAAGCUGCCUUAACAUACCGCUGUGGAGCACUUUCCAGAUCCUGCUGAUAAAUUAACCAUUUUUAAACUGCACUGUGACCCCUCCGCCAGAAAGACAUCUUUCCAACUCUUCCAAGUUAGUUGCCAAUGUGGAAUUACAGGCACUGAAAACAGAGGGACAAGACGAUCAUUGUGACACCCAGUAACACUUACUGUCCCUCUGCAGCUUUAAAAACACAUUACAAAAUAAAAUUGUCUCCCAACAUCCAAAACAAA
Numida meleagris (helmeted guineafowl) is the source of this 4203-nucleotide messenger RNA. Its product is annotated as aldose reductase-like. The transcript is spliced from 7 exons. The record is from RefSeq and is a predicted model, not a curated record. Gene Ontology annotation, molecular function: oxidoreductase activity. Lineage: Eukaryota; Metazoa; Chordata; Aves; Galliformes; Numididae. Bases 541 to 1059 code for a protein of 172 amino acids.